UAAGGAUGGAAGGAGUGUUUUUGAUGAAAUGAAAGAGAGGAAUGUUGUUACUUGGACUACAUUGAUAAGCGGCUGCUCUUGGAGUUUUGGCUGAAGAAGGAGUGGGUGGGAGGGGAGUUCAGGUACACACUGUUGUUGUAAAGAGCGGUUUAGAUAAAACGAUUCCGGUGUCUAAUUCCUUGAUUAAUCUGUAUCUCAAGUGUGGGAAUGUUAGGAAAGCUAGAAGUUUGUUUGAUAAAACAGAUGUAAAGAGUGUGGUGACUUGGAAUAGUAUGAUUUCAGGAUAUGCGGCAAACGGGCUUGAUUUAGAAGCGUUGGGAAUGUUUUACUCUAUGAGGCUUAAUCAUGUGCGGUUAUCUGAAUCGAGUUUUGCUUCCAUUAUUAAGCUGUGCGCUAACCUCAAAGAACUGAGAUUCACAGAGCAGCUCCAUUGCAGUGUUGUAAAGUACGGGUUUGUGUUUGAUCAAAAUAUAAGGACGGCUCUAAUGGUAGCGUAUAGUAAAUGUAUGGCGAUGUUUGAUGCUCUUAGGUUGUUUAAAGAGACAGGAUCCCUCGGGAAUGUUGUGUCAUGGACAGCAAUGAUUAGUGGUUUCUUGCAGAAUGAUGGGAAAGAGGAAGCAGUGAAUUUAUUUUCGGAAAUGAAGAGAAAAGGUGUUAAACCAAACGAAUUCACUUAUUCUGUCAUUCUCACAGCUCUUCCUGUAAUUUCUCCAUCAGAGGUCCACGCACAGGUUGUAAAGACUAACUUCGAGAGAUCUUCAACCGUUGGAACCGCUCUUCUAGAUGCUUAUGUGAAGUUAGGUCAAGUAGAUGCGGCUGCAGUAGUUUUUAGUGGUAUUAAUGAUAAAGACAUUGUCGCUUGGUCAGCGAUGCUUGCAGGAUAUGCUCAGAUCGGAGAGACGGAAGCAGCGAUUAAGGUGUUUAGUGAGCUCACUAAGGGAAGGGUAAAACCGAAUGAGUUUACAUUCUCUAGCAUCCUUAACGUGUGUGCGGCUACUACCGCGUCUAUGGGACAGGGAAAGCAGUUCCACGGGUUCGCUAUAAAAUCAAGACUUGAUAGCUCUCUGUGUGUAAGUAGUGCUCUUUUAACCAUGUAUGCAAAGAAAGGCAACAUAGAGAGUGCGGAAGAAGUCUUUAAGAGGCAGAAAGAGAGAGAUCUAGUAUCAUGGAAUUCGAUGAUCUCUGGGUAUGCACAACACGGGCAAGCUAUGAAGGCUCUCGAUGUUUUCAAGGAAAUGAAGAAGAGAAAGGUGAAAAUGGAUAGUGUAACAUUCAUUGGAGUAUUUGCUGCUUGUACACAUGCAGGGUUAGUAGAAGAAGGCGAAAAGUAUUUCGAUAUAAUGGUGAGAGACUGCAAGAUUGCACCUACAAAGGAGCAUAAUAGUUGUAUGGUGGAUUUAUACAGCCGAGCCGGACAACUUGAAAAGGCUAUGAAAGUCAUAGACAACAUGCCAAACCCGGCUGGUUCCACCAUUUGGAGAACAAUUCUAGCUGCAUGCCGUGUGCACAAGAAAACAGAACUUGGGAGAUUAGCUGCAGAGAAGAUCAUUGCGAUGAAACCAGAGGAUUCAGCUGCGUAUGUGUUGUUGUCUAAUAUGUAUGCAGAGUCAGGAGAUUGGCAAGAGAGGGCCAAAGUAAGGAAGCUGAUGAAUGAGAGAAACGUGAAGAAAGAACCUGGUUACAGUUGGAUUGAGGUCAAGAACAAGACUUACGCAUUCUUGGCGGGUGAUCGGUCUCAUCCUCUUAAAGAUUUGAUCUAUAUGAAGCUAGAAGAUUUAAGUACACGGCUGAAGGAUUUAGGGUAUGAACCAGAUACAAGUUAUGUGCUUCAAGACAUUGAUGAUGAGCAUAAAGAAGCUGUUCUUGCUCAGCAUAGUGAGAGAUUAGCUAUUGCUUUCGGGUUGAUCGCUACUCCAAAAGGAAGCCCUCUUUUGAUCAUUAAGAACCUUAGGGUUUGUGGAGAUUGUCAUGUAGUUAUCAAAUUAAUUGCAAAGAUUGAAGAAAGAGAGAUCGUAGUUAGAGAUUCAAAUCGGUUUCAUCACUUUAGCAGUGAUGGAGUUUGUUCAUGUGGGGACUUUUGGUGAGAUAAUAAAAAGAAAAUAUUGUUCAGAACAUUUUUUACACGUUUCGAGAAAUAAGCAAAUUCAAUGUUUUGGGAUGAAAUAAAAGAUGGGUUUGAGAUUUGUUUUGCUUCUCAGUACAUACAUAAGCAGAA
Messenger RNA from Capsella rubella, 2215 nucleotides. RefSeq names its product pentatricopeptide repeat-containing protein At2g27610. Gene Ontology annotation, molecular function: zinc ion binding; protein binding; RNA binding. Gene Ontology annotation, biological process: RNA modification. The coding region runs from base 273 to 2084 and encodes 603 amino acids. The transcript is spliced from 2 exons. NCBI's taxonomy places the organism in Eukaryota, Viridiplantae, Streptophyta, Magnoliopsida, Brassicales, Brassicaceae. The record is from RefSeq and is a predicted model, not a curated record.